Messenger RNA from Cimex lectularius (bed bug), 2042 nucleotides. Its product is annotated as fumarate hydratase, mitochondrial-like. The transcript is spliced from 7 exons. Gene Ontology annotation, cellular component: mitochondrion; tricarboxylic acid cycle heteromeric enzyme complex. Gene Ontology annotation, biological process: fumarate metabolic process; tricarboxylic acid cycle; malate metabolic process. Gene Ontology annotation, molecular function: fumarate hydratase activity. The record is from RefSeq and is a predicted model, not a curated record. Lineage: Eukaryota; Metazoa; Arthropoda; Insecta; Hemiptera; Cimicidae. Bases 284 to 1798 code for a protein of 504 amino acids.
AAAAUUGUUGAAAUCAGAAACUAAGUACGAGCACAACUUAUAUAAUUCUACUAGAUGGUUGCAAAUUUGAUUAAAAUUGUAUAAAAAAUAAGUAAAAAAUUUUUGGGGGGAAUUCAAAAUUAGGGCGUACCUAGUGGCGAAAGUCACAAAUUCACUUGCGAUAAGGAUAAAGGCACUGGUCAGUGAGAUAUCUGUCGACCUCUGAUCCCGAUCCUUGCCGAGUAUCUUUUCGUCCUUCUCUCGUCUUUCCACCGGCCCGGCUGAUUUACAGAACUGACCGACCAUGGCAGUAAAUGUUAUACAACUUAUUGAGAAAGGCGGGAGGGGAUUGAUUCUCAAACCCAUCAGAGUUUUCCUCGAUCUCAACCGGACGGCACCGUUAUCCUCGACAACCGUCAUGAACAAGAACGUCAGAAAAGAAAGUGAUACAUUUGGAGAGCUUGAAGUUCCAGAAGAUAAAUAUUAUGGAGCUCAAACAGUAAGGUCUACCAUGAAUUUUCCUAUUGGAGGAGUCACGGAAAGAAUGCCGUAUCCUGUUAUAAUGGCUAUGGGCACACUAAAGAAAGCAGCGGCUUUGGUCAACAAAGAGUACGGAUUAGAUCCAAAGAUAGCCGAUGCCAUCUCGAAAGCUGCAGAUGAUGUAAUUUCAGGAAAAUUAUAUGAUGACCACUUUCCCCUUGUAAUCUGGCAGACCGGUUCUGGUACUCAAACCAACAUGAAUACAAAUGAAGUCAUAAGCAAUAGAGCAAUUGAAAUGCUUGGUGGUAAACUUGGUUCAAAGACUCCUGUCCAUCCGAACGACCAUGUCAACAAAUCUCAAAGUUCAAACGAUACGUUUCCGACUGCCAUGCAUAUUGCAGUGGCUGUCGAGCUCAAUUGCACACUCCUUCCAAACCUUGAACUUUUGCACAAAGCUCUAGACGCAAAAGCCAAAGAAUUUGCUAAAAUCAUCAAAAUUGGACGCACGCAUACUCAGGAUGCCACCCCACUCACAUUAGGCCAAGAGUUUAGUGGCUAUGCUCAACAAAUGAAAAAUGGAAUUGAGCGUGUUAAAGGGACUCUGCCUCGGCUUUAUGAACUUGCCAUCGGUGGCACAGCUGUCGGAACAGGUCUUAACACAAGGAUCGGGUUCGCUGAGAAAUGUGCACAAAAAAUUAGCGAACUAACAAAUUUACCUUUCAAAUCGGCUCCGAACAAAUUUGAAGCCUUGGCAGCACAUGAUGCUCUGGUUGAAGUAUCUGGAGCUUUGAAUACAGUUGCUGUUAGCAUAAUGAAAAUUGCAAAUGAUAUUAGGUUUCUUGCCUCUGGUCCUAGAUGUGGACUCGGGGAACUUUCACUCCCUGAAAAUGAACCUGGUUCUUCAAUCAUGCCAGGAAAAGUGAACCCGACACAAUGUGAAGCGAUCACGAUGGUCGCAGCACAAGUAAUGGGCAACCAUGUGGCUGUCACAAUCGGAGGGAGCAACGGUCAUUUUGAACUCAAUGUUUUUAAGCCCAUGAUGGUGUCAAACGUCCUCAGGUCCAUCAGAUUGCUCGGUGAUUCGUCUAAAGCUUUUACUACCAACUGUGUCGACGGUAUCGUCGCUAAUAAAGAUAGAAUUGAAAAGUUGCUUCAUGAAUCUCUAAUGUUGGUCACUGCACUCAACCCUCAUAUUGGUUACGAUAAGGCUGCCAAAAUUGCCAAAACUGCCCAUAAAGAAAAUUCUACUCUUAAAGCAACAGCAUUAAAACUAGGCUAUUUAACAGCUGAAGAAUUUGAUAAGUGGGUUCGUCCUGAAGACAUGUUGGGACCCAAAUAAAAAUCCUUGUUAAUGUUGUUUCUGCUAUAAUUAAAUUUAAUACUUACAAAAAUGUUUUUGGAUAUCUGAAUAGUUUUUGUGGAAGUGUUACAGAUUAAUUAUAGGGUUUUGGGUAAAUAAAUUGCUUUUAGGUGAUAAAUCAAGAUUAUCUACUGGGAGAUAUAUUACAGAAGUCCAUAUUUCAAAAAUGUAGUUAUUCGUUAUUGUGAUAAACACCCAAAUAAACCUAAAUUUUACAAAUUUA